Messenger RNA from Cryptotermes secundus, 2866 nucleotides. RefSeq lists its product as uncharacterized. The transcript is spliced from 5 exons. NCBI's taxonomy places the organism in Eukaryota, Metazoa, Arthropoda, Insecta, Blattodea, Kalotermitidae. The record is from RefSeq and is a predicted model, not a curated record. Bases 1557 to 2837 code for a protein of 426 amino acids.
UGAAACAAACGAACAUCAACAGGAUCAACACGUGGCAGUUCUCACAAUGCCACAGAAGGCUGCGACGGCUGCGAGUGGUGGGUUAUAACAAUAUUUUGAAAUAAAAUUAUUGUUAUGACUCAUGUGCUGUAGUAAACAACGGUAAACAACCAUGUUUGGUCAUGUUCUGAUCGGGUCUGAUAGUGCGUCACAGAACUUGUGUAGGUGUGUUGUCUGUGUUAGUGUCAAUACGAGAUAGCCAGAAAAACCUGUAUUCAGGAGAAUUGUUCGGUACGGCCUUUCGGUUAGUGAAGGAAAUGAAAUUAUGAGAGAAUAAUUUCACAAGUAACAGAAUUUUUAGAAUACAAAAUAAACCGUAAAAGACAUGUGCAGGAAGAACUCUGACAGGAUUACAAAAAUAAAUUAAAACAUGAUUCAAGAUGAAAAAUUCCUGGAAGACAUGUGAAAUGAUGGAAGGGCCGUGUUUCCGUAAUACCCGUAGCAGUUUUCAGUGGACCCCACAAGGCAUUAUCAAGUGGUCGAAGACUGUGCAGAGUACAUUACAUUGCAUUGCAUUCCAUGGAUUCAAAGUUAGUCAAAAUGACCGUAGGAUGUUGAAUAUGUCAUAUAAAUACAAAACAUAUAUACAGUCCCAAUGGAGUUCUCACACAAGAGAAACAAAGGAUACACAGUGACUUCACACAAGGCUAUUUGAAGUCAACGGAACACACGGCUCCCGCUCGGCCCAUCAAUCCGUUUUCCACAAGCUGGGAUGCGACAACUGGUGUCAGGUGUGGGGUGUACGCAGAGGUCUUCACGACAGGUAUACAUCAAGGUCGGCAAAUUUCGCAGCAUCAACAUCCAAGACAUGGAACGAGGGGUGGAAGACCACAAGGAGAAGCUACGAAACAAACGAGAUCAGUUUUCAGUGAAGGAGAAAAACACCAGAGAAGGCAACUACAGCAAGCAAUCGACUGAGGUUGCAGAAACUCACCUACAUCAGCCAGCGGCCAGGGCAAUCUCACAGGCGAGAGGAGCGCAACAGCAGCACUCAAGAAGGAAGAUAGAAGGCAAAAAGUGAAAAUGAUACGAGAGGUGAUCAUACUCCUAUGGAUGGGAACGAUCCAAGGAUUACAACCCGCCUUAGAGGAACAGGGAUAUCUAGUGGAAAAAUAUGAUCAAUCAACAGGAAUAUAUUAUGAGAAUAAGGGACAACUAAAUUUAUAUAACACUUAAUGGCAAGUAGUAGUACAUACUAACCUGAAGGGGAUAGACAGCCAGUCCAACGAGAUUGCUCAGUAUCUUAAACACAUAAACAAGUUAUGCCAAGAUAUAGCAAUUCAAAACUGGACUGACUGUUACCACUUUCCGGAAAUUUCGAGAGAAAAAUUACAAGUUAAAAGAACUGAAAAUUUGAUAAUAGAUGUGGCCAAUCACAGACUCAGAAACACUCGCAGACAACGAGGCAUUUUCAGUUAAUCGGAGAAAUUAGUAAAGUGCUAUUUGGCACUUUAGAUAACAAAGAUGCAACAUAUUACAACGAGCAAAUUAAACAUUUCGAGGAAAACUCCGACGAUAUGACGAAGUUACUAAAACAGCAAUUAGUCAUAGUAAGGUCCACGUUAGGAAUCAUGAACAACACAUUAAAAGAUAUGGAAUAUAAUCAGGAAAAGGUAAAGGAUGGACUAGUACAAAUCAAGAAAUUUUUAGAAUCAGUCACAGCAGAUGAACACGAAAAAAUUAACACAUUAGCAGUAAAAAUUACGGUAGAGAGCCAUAUUGCCAGAGCUAGAGAGGCAAUUGACACAUUGCAACGUUAUUUAGACGUUCUACUUGAGAGUAUCAUGCAAGCUAGACAAGGAAUAUUAUCGCCACAAAUUGUAUCUCCACAAUUAGUUAUGGAUUCAGUCAUUCAGAGUAUGUCAUCCUUUCCCAAGGAUACCAUUCCGCCUUUCCCAUUCAUCAAGGAUUCAAUUAACCUAUUGUACAAAGUUUGUGAUAUCCAUGUAUAUAUGAAUGAAGGAAUACUGGGUUAUGUGAUCACCUUACCCUUAAUUGGUAGAGGAAUAUUUCAAGUGUAUAAAAUGAUACCUGUGCCGAUACCUUUAGGUAAUAAUAAAUUUGCAUAUAUUGAGACUGGUGAAGCAAAUUUGUGUGUAGAUCAGACAAGACUGUUCUACUUUGAGAUUAGUAAUGCAAAAUUAAAAGACUGUAAAAUAAUAGAUUCCCAGUCAAGGAUAUGCAAGCAAGACCGUCCAUUAUUGUCAAGUCAGUUGCAAGAAACUUGUGUCAUUAAGUUACUACAAAAACAGAAGGAAAUUCCCAAAAAUUGUGAUACGAGGAUAGUUCAAUUUAGAAAAACGAUGUGGACACAACUUGACAAUAAUGCAUGGAUAUACUUGAUGCCUGUCCCUGAAAGUGUGACCAUAAUAUGUACAGAUCAUGGUCCAAGAGACAUUACACUUACAGGCGUAGGUAAACUGUCACUAUACACAGGAUGCAAAGGCUAUACCUCAUUUGCAUUCUUACAGGCAAAGGUUAAGGUAAAAGCAAAAGGUAUAAAAGGAGAAGACUUACUCUCCCGAAUUCCAAUAGACAGUCAUUGUUUAGAAGGACUAGAAUUCCAUUCAAACAUUAAGUUGCAUUUCAAACAUGUUGUUUCCCAUAUAGAUGAUCUUAAACGUGCUAGUUAUAAGAUAUCUAAACUAGAAAAGGAAAUAAAUGAACAAGAGUGGAGGAACCACCAAAAACUUAAACACUCCACAUAUUCAGCAAUAGUAUACGUUUUAUUGACUAUACUCAGAAUAUCCAAGGAAUUAGUCCAGGUCCGAGGCUUUGUGUUCAUUUUCGUAACAUAAUGAUUUUUUACGGUGAGGAGUUGUUAGCC